UUGUUUUUGACGAGUCAUUUGGAUUUUCUGCUUGCUGCUUACAAUUUAUAUUUUUUGUGAUUAUCAUCGAACAAGCGACGGCGGCAAUACAAACAAAUUACUAUUCAGCUUUGCAUUAAAAUAAAGUGAAAAAAGAAAACAACACAACAUGGACAUGCUGCUGGCAGCCGAAAGGGAUGAUUUGGAACUGAAGCCAAAAGAUGCGCACAGCUCGCUGGAUGAACUGGACAUGGAUGAUUUGUAUGUGCGAUACAAGAAAUUGCAAAAAACACUCGAGUUCAUUGAGGUGCAAGAAGAGUACAUCAAGGAUGAGCAGCGCAAUCUGAAAAAGGAGUAUUUACAUGCACAAGAGGAGGUGAAACGUAUACAGUCUGUGCCCCUGGUGAUUGGCCAGUUCCUCGAGGCUGUCGAUCAGAACACUGGCAUUGUUGGUUCCACCACCGGCUCCAAUUACUAUGUGCGCAUCUUGUCCACCAUCGAUCGUGAGCUGCUGAAGCCAUCGGCAUCGGUGGCACUGCACAAGCAUAGCAAUGCCUUGGUCGAUGUCCUGCCCCCAGAGGCAGAUAGCUCCAUUUCCAUGCUACAGCCGGAUGAGAAGCCCGAUGUCAGUUAUGCCGACAUUGGUGGCAUGGACAUGCAAAAGCAAGAGAUACGCGAGGCUGUUGAGCUGCCUCUGACCCACUUCGAGCUGUACAAACAGAUUGGUAUUGACCCUCCGCGCGGUGUGUUGAUGUAUGGUCCUCCCGGUUGCGGUAAAACGAUGUUGGCCAAGGCUGUGGCACAUCACACAACGGCAUCCUUUAUACGCGUCGUGGGAUCAGAGUUUGUGCAGAAAUAUUUGGGCGAAGGACCACGCAUGGUGCGCGAUGUGUUCCGCCUGGCUAAGGAGAAUGCGCCAGCGAUCAUAUUUAUCGAUGAAAUCGAUGCCAUUGCCACGAAACGUUUCGAUGCUCAAACUGGCGCCGAUCGUGAAGUGCAGCGUAUUUUGCUGGAGCUGCUCAAUCAAAUGGAUGGCUUCGAUCAGACGACCAAUGUGAAGGUCAUCAUGGCCACCAAUCGUGCCGACACUUUGGAUCCCGCUCUCCUGCGUCCCGGUCGCUUGGAUCGUAAGAUUGAAUUCCCACUGCCCGAUCGCAGACAGAAACGUCUUGUGUUCUCGACCAUCACAUCGAAGAUGAACCUCAGCGAGGAUGUCGAUUUGGAGGAGUUUGUGGCGCGACCCGAUAAGAUUUCGGGUGCGGAUAUCAAUGCCAUUUGCCAGGAGGCGGGCAUGCAUGCAGUGCGUGAGAAUCGUUACAUUGUCCUGGCCAAGGACUUUGAGAAGGGCUACAAGAACAACAUCAAGAAGGACGAACAGGAGCACGAGUUCUACAAAUAGAGCGGACCGAUUAGCAUUACACUUUUCUUUCCCUUCCCCCCAUUCUCCCCCUCAUCCCGUUGGUAAACUUAAUGCUACGACUAAUAACAAAAUAAAAAACAAAUAUAUAUAUUAUAUCCUUUAUAAA
Messenger RNA from Drosophila sulfurigaster albostrigata, 1505 nucleotides. It is a transcript of the gene Rpt3, whose product is annotated as 26S proteasome regulatory subunit 6B. Gene Ontology annotation, cellular component: proteasome regulatory particle, base subcomplex. Gene Ontology annotation, molecular function: ATP binding; ATP hydrolysis activity; proteasome-activating activity. Gene Ontology annotation, biological process: proteasome-mediated ubiquitin-dependent protein catabolic process. Lineage: Eukaryota; Metazoa; Arthropoda; Insecta; Diptera; Drosophilidae. The record is from RefSeq and is a predicted model, not a curated record. The transcript is spliced from 3 exons. The coding region runs from base 149 to 1378 and encodes 409 amino acids.